ACUCUACCGUUUUGAGACCCACCGACAAUACAAGUCGAGGGAAACCCUAAUCGGUGAUGAAAAAUGCUUUGGUGAUUAUUGUUUCUCUUCGAUCGGUGCAAGAGACGAUCCAGUUUUCUGUAACGAUAUGCGUGAUAACCAAUCAUCCUUAAUCCUUUUAAUUCGCAAACCCACUUCAAAACUUUUGAUUGCGGCGAAAUCAGGUAUAAAUAUGUUUUAAAGUUUUCUCUGCGAAAGCUUAUGUGGAUGGAUUUUCUCCUAGUUGAUGUAAAUGUGAGUGUUUUUUCUGAUUUCGUUUUUUGUAUCGAUCAUUAUGUGUUGAUAUUUAUCGUAUUAAUGUGAUUCCGGUUAACCUGAAAGCCGAGAUUCACAUUCUUCGUCUUUCCAACUCGAGGUAUAGUUACAUAUCCAUUCUUCUUGGAUCUGAUUGUGAUUCUCGAUUUCGAAUCUCCUUGCUUCUGGUGUUAUUCCCUACGGUGAUAUUUUAUUAUCUAACAAGAAUUUGAGAUUUGAAUCGAAAUGAAACCAUAGCCUCAAGAGUUGUGUCAGAAAGUUUUAUUUCAUAUUGUUACUGAAUAUAGCUAUUUGUUCUUCUUUUCUUCCCAUUUAUGUCUGGCUUUAAUUAUUGUCUAUUGUUUUUGGAUUUCGUUUUGCAGAGAAUUCUAUCUCCCAAGUACUUCAAUUUUCCAGUUCCUAACAUUAACUCAUGAUCCAUAUGGGAUUUACUAAGUUCGUGGCCUUCCUUCUUAUUCGAGUAUUCAAGGAAAAGAAAAGAAACUAACAACAACACAACUCAGAGAGAAAAAGAGCGAUCAAGGUGGCUGAUAAGAAUCAAAGUACAGCGAGGGAACUGAGUGAGACCUCGCCGGGCAGGAGAGAAGCCUAUCUCGAAUCAAGCGGUCAAUCACAGCACGAAGAACAUGCAAAGGAGUUGAGACAGAGGGACGUCGAUGUCAUGCCUUAAUUAGCCCCCAUAUUGGUCUAUAUGGUUGUAAGUUGCAUCUAUUUUCUCUUCAAUGUAGGUAGGUUCGAAGGGAGAAUACUUUAAUAAUUCAAGUCAAGCUUAAGUAUCUGCUUAACAUGCGAUCUCACUUGGUACGAAAUCCCUGUUGAUUUUCAGGACCCCCACUUGGUUGGACUUGUGUAGUGCUUCUGAUGGCUCUCUCGUGUAGCCUCUCCAUCCUCCUACAGACUAUAUGUAUCUCUAGGCGGGACUCUUCACCACAUACCACUCCGAUACCCGGCCACGUCAAACUGAUCCUAACAUGUACGUAAGAGUAAAUUAAGAGUUAUUUGAAAGAGGACUGUUGACAGCUAAUUCUAAGUGGUUGGGAGAAAGAAAAAAAUAAAUGGAGGUCGUAAGUGUUCUUCAGUACCUUGACAACAAAUCAAUAUUGGUCAUCGGAGCUGCUGGGUUCUUAGCAAAUAUUUUCGUGGAGAAGAUAUUAAGGGUGGCACCAAACGUGAAGAAACUCUAUCUUCUUCUAAGAGCAUCAAAUGAAAAAUCUGCUACCCAGAGGUUUAAAGACGAGAUUUUGAGGAAGGAUUUGUACAGGGUGCUGAAGGAGAAGUAUGAUCCAAAUCUAAAUCAACUUACAUCUGAGAAAGUUACAGUUGUCAAUGGGGACGUUUCCCUUGAGGAUCUGGGUCUCCAAGACACUAACUUGGAACAUGAGAUGAUCCACCAAGUUGAUGCCAUUGUUAAUUUAGCUGCAACUACUAGAUUUGAUGAAAGAUACGAUAUUGCACUUGGUAUCAACACAUUGGGUGUCCUCAAUGUCUUGGAUUUCGCCAAGAGAUGUGCAAAGGUUAAUAUCUUUGUUCAAGUAUCAACAGCUUACGUGUGCGGGGAAAAAUCUGGUUUGAUAAUGGAAACACCAUACCGUAUGGGUGAAACGUUGAAUGGAACCACCGGCCUAGACAUCAACCAUGAGAAGAAAUUGGUCGAGGAGAAACUUGACCAGCUCCGCGUCACCGAAGCCUCUCCUGAAACCAUAACACAAACAAUGAAAGAUAUGGGACUCACCAGGGCAAGAACGUAUGGAUGGCCAAACACCUACGUUUUCACAAAAGCAAUGGGAGAGAUGAUUGUAGGAGCAAAAAGGGGGAAUUUACCACUUGUGUUGAUUCGUCCGUCAAUUAUUACUAGCACUAUCAAAGAACCGUUCCCUGGCUGGACCGAAGGCAUCAGGACCAUUGAUACUCUAGGUGUCGGAUAUGGUAAAGGCAGACUCACAUGCUUCCUUGGUGAUCUUAAUGCUAUUGCCGAUGUGAUGCCAGCAGACAUGGUAGUAAAUUCGAUGUUAGUGUCGAUGGCUGCUCAAGCUGGAAAACAAAAAGAAACUAUUUAUCAUGUGGGCUCCUCGCUAAGAAAUCCCUUGAAGAAUGAGAAACUUCCUCAGAUAGCAUACCAUUGUUUUACUACCAAACCAUGGACUAACAAAGAAGGGAAGCUGGUUCGUGUAAGGAAUAUCGAGAUUCUGAAUUCUAUGGCUAGUUUCCACAGAUACAUGGCCAUACAUUACUUGAUCCCAUUAAAGGGACUUGCAUUGUUAAACAUUGUAUUUUGCAAGCUUUUGGACAAUAGUUUGAAGGAUUUUCAUAGGAAGAUCAAUUUUGCAUUUCGGCUCGUUGAUCUCUACCAGCCCUACCUCUUUUUCCGUGGAGUAUUUGAUGAUACAAACACGGUAAAGCUGCAAGGAAUUGUGUUGAAGACAGAAGCCGAAACCGAGAUGUUCUAUUUUGAUCCAAAGACGAUCAAUUGGGACGAGUAUUUUGUGAAUAUACAUGUUCCUGGACUGGUUAAGUACGUUUUCUAAUGAUCUCACGUGUGUAGCCUUUGUUUUAUCAUGUUCCUACGAGUAUAAACUGUGUGGAAAAAUUUAGUACUCGUGAUCCGUUUUUAUUCGACUAUGUUUUCAAACUUGAGAUAUGGCUCUUUAUAUUUAUUGUUUCACCAUUUGCAUCUUUGUAAUGGAACUAUAUUUAAAAUAUUUUGACGUCUUGUGUU
This is a messenger RNA of Raphanus sativus (radish), 3010 nucleotides long. RefSeq names its product fatty acyl-CoA reductase 3. The transcript is spliced from 13 exons. Gene Ontology annotation, biological process: suberin biosynthetic process; long-chain fatty-acyl-CoA metabolic process. The record is from RefSeq and is a predicted model, not a curated record. Gene Ontology annotation, molecular function: alcohol-forming very long-chain fatty acyl-CoA reductase (NADP+) activity. Bases 1350 to 2819 code for a protein of 489 amino acids. NCBI's taxonomy places the organism in Eukaryota, Viridiplantae, Streptophyta, Magnoliopsida, Brassicales, Brassicaceae. Gene Ontology annotation, cellular component: intracellular membrane-bounded organelle.